CAUAUGGUCUUCAGGAGCCUCGGAAAUCCGUUCACAAAUGCUGAUAGCCGUUAUGUGUUGAUUAGGUAAUAUACACUUCGCAUAACUAGCAUCGUUUUUGUGAAAACAUAACGAAUAUUUCUUUUCCAUAUAGGUGAUAUAAGAUAUCCUGGUAUGUAAGCGGGAUCGGGACCAAGGACUUAUGUGAGCAUUGACUUGAAGCCGAGGAGAUACAAAUCUCUUUCGGUCAAGUUAAUUCCCUUCCCCGCCGCUAUUAGCUCACCGGUUUAUUCAUAAUGUACGAUUAUUUCCGAAGUUAUGGUUUGCUAUGCAUCUUCUCAACAUAAAAUAAGCCGAAAAGAGCCAUUAUGUACCUAAAGUGAGAUGACAUCACCUCCGAUGGCGGGCGAUAGCAGGGAAUACGCCCUUCUUUUGACUCAAACACCGAACAAAGCUAUAAAGUGUGAUUAGAAAAGAUUCUCUACCCUGGAGCCUUCAAUGUGAUAUAUUUUCUUGUUAUUCCUCAAGAUCGCAUAUGUUGAAGACCUCGUGAUCGAUAUUAGCAACACAUCUCUGUACCAGGUGCUUACAGGUUACCUCGACUUCUCACCAUGGCAUCCGAUGAGCAGUCCAGCGACUCAGCAGCCGUAGGAGAUGACCAACUAGUUCGUUUAGCGAGCCGUAGGUCACAGCCGCCAAUCGAAGUGGCUCAUGUCGCUUCGCAUCAAACUUAUGAUGCGGCAACAUCUAAUCGGAAAUCGAUAAUCAUCGUCGCGUCGUCAUUUACCAUCAUUUUCACUUGCUGCGGCCUCAACUUCGCUUUUGGCGUAUUUCAGGAGCUUUACGAUGCCAUGUCGCUGCAGCCCGGAACCCCUUUUACGGGUGCUACACCCGCACUCAUCGACCUCAUAGGCACGAUCUCCAUCUCGCUGAUGACAAUCGGUGCACCCUUCGUCGUAGCUUGGGCUAAGCACUUCUCACCGCGCUGGGUGUCCUUCAUCGGUGGUUGCAUUUUUGCGUUGUCCUUGAUUUUGGCUAGCUUCGGAACCGCGCUCUGGCACUUCGAGCUCACCCAGGGCCUUCUUCUUGGGCUGGGAACUUCCAUGCCGUAUAUGGUCGCCGUAACAGUUGCUCCGGGGUGGUUUACGACGCAUCGGGGCCUGGCUAUGGGUAUCAUCCUAGCCGGGACAGGCGUUGGUGGUGUAGUUUGGGCGCCGGUAAUUAAGGCUAUGAUCGAUAGCCUCGGCUUCCGGAAUGCUCUUCGCGUAUCCGGUGCCAUUUCGUUCGUCCUCGUAUCCGCAUCCAGCGCAACCAUGGCCUGGGAGCCGCAGACACUCGCCCGUAUCAACGCUGAGAACGCUUCUCGAGCCGGCCAUCUUCGUGGCAUUCUACAGGUACCCCUGAUCGACUGGCACGUGGCCAAGACACGCAAAUUCGCCGCUCAGGGGCUCGGUGCCAUUUUCCAAGCUGCCGCUUACUACACGCCCGUCUUCUUCUUCGCUUCCUAUGCAGGCACCCUUGGAUAUAGCGCUACAGCCGGGGCGAACUUCAUCGCGCUAAGUAACGCGUGCAAUGCCAUCGGCAAGAUCGUCAUCGGUUAUUUUGCCGACCGCCUCGGGCGUCUCAACACGCUUUUCCUGACCACUUUCAUCAGCGCCGCUAUUACUAUCGGCUUUUGGGUCCCCUCCACGGUGUACGGGUCCACAGAUGACUCGCGCGGCCUAUUUAUUAGCUUUGCCAUCUUUUACGGCCUGUUCGCCAGUGCAUAUGUCUCGUUGUUCCCAGCCAGUCUCAUCGAGAUUUUUGGCAUGCAGAAUUUUGCGUCUGUCAAUGGCGUGCUUUAUAUGGUUCGCGGCAUGGCAACUCUGGUCGGCACGCCGGUCGCUGGCGCCUUGAUUCAUAGCGGUAGCUCGGCUGUUCUACCGCACGGUUAUGUGAACAUGGCAAUACUCGUGAGCGUGCUGCUUUUUGCUGCUAGUGUUGCUGUGUUUUGGAUUAGGAUUGAGGCAAUGGUUGGACCUAGUGGGAAAAUGAGUUUGAAAUGGAGGAUGUGAUCCAUAGCUACACAUCUUUAGAUAGGGAUUUACUACUAUAAUGUGUCGAGGUCUAACAC
This is a messenger RNA of Annulohypoxylon truncatum, 2092 nucleotides long. RefSeq names its product MFS monocarboxylate transporter. Bases 591 to 2033 code for a protein of 480 amino acids. Lineage: Eukaryota; Fungi; Ascomycota; Sordariomycetes; Xylariales; Hypoxylaceae. The transcript has 2 exons. Gene Ontology annotation, cellular component: fungal-type vacuole membrane. The record is from RefSeq and is a predicted model, not a curated record. Gene Ontology annotation, molecular function: transmembrane transporter activity. Gene Ontology annotation, biological process: transmembrane transport.